Maylandia zebra (zebra mbuna) is the source of this 1269-nucleotide messenger RNA. NCBI's taxonomy places the organism in Eukaryota, Metazoa, Chordata, Actinopteri, Cichliformes, Cichlidae. The record is from RefSeq and is a predicted model, not a curated record.
AUGAAGCCAGCUGUGGACGGAGCGAACUACAUCAUCAAACACAUGCGCAACAAGAAUGAAUACGAGAGACUCGGGAAGAAAGCCGACAGCAAGAGCCUCAGUUUGGCUCACUGUGAUCUGACGGCUACAGAGCUGCUGGAGCUUGGGGGAAUGGUGGCUACACUGCCCAGACUCUGUGUGCUGGACGUCUCUUGUAAUGCUCAGCUCACACAGGAAGUGGACACUGGUGGCUUCAGGGAAUUGGUCAGCUCUCUCUCUCACGCCACCUCCCUCACCACGCUUCGACUGCAGGCCUGCGGUCUAACGCCUGACAGCCUUGAUGCUCUCGGUGGUUCACUCCGUUGCCUCCCCUCUGUGGGAGAGCUGCACCUGUCCUGUAACAAACUUCUAGCUGGUGGACUGAGCCGCCUCACCUUUCACCUGGCUCACGUCACACACCUGGAGAGACUCGACCUCCACCUGUGUUGCCUCACGCGAGAUGAUCUAGAGGCUCUGAUCCAGGUGCUGCCCUCUCUCACUGCACUGACCGAGCUUGAUGUGUCAUCCAAUAAGGAAGUGGGAGGUGUGGUCCACCUGCUGGUCUCCGCCCUCCCUGUGACACAAAUGAGGCGGCUGCCAUUCAACAGCUGCUACAUGAGCAACAAGUCCUUCACUGCUCUGGCCCUGGCGGUGUCCUAUCUGCGCACGGUGGAUAUUUCCUGGUGUAAAGUGGUUGGCGGUCACUUGGCGCUCCUGCUGGAUGCUCUGCAGCCAUCAGUCGUCAGCGAGCUCCGUCUUUGCAGCUGCGAGCUCACCACUGAUGACAUGCAACAUCUGGCUGCCGUGUGCAGACGGGGCUGUCUCUCCUCACUCCGUGCACUGGAUCUGUCCUACAACAGCUUGGUGGGAGACAACGGUUGGUGCAGUCUGUUUGCAGCAGGAGGUCUGGGCUCUCUGGAAGACGUGGAUGUCAGUUUGCGACCUUCAACCUCUGCUCCGUGCUCAGCCUGGCUGCCCGCUCUGCUCCGAGCUCUGCCUCAAAUGCCGGCGCUGGCUCGACUGGCCAUGCAGAGGUGGACAGCUGACUGUCAGGAGAGAGAGCAGCUGAGGUACUGUCUGAAGAAGAGGAGCGUCCUGCUGGAAUGGGAUCCAGAUUUACAAGACACAUCAUCAGCAUGUAAAGGGAACAGUCAGGAGAGCCUAGAAGAGAGUCAGCCUGAGGAGUAGGGAGCAGAAAGCCUGAGUUAUCUGAUCUCAAAUUACAAAUCAUCACAGAGAGAUUUCAAAAGA